CUUGCGGUGGCUGGAAAGUACUGAUUGGAGGGAAAACGGAAAGUAAUGAAACAGGGAUUCUCUCUGAAUGCUGGCAGUAACUCUUUCCAUUUAAAUUCCACGUAAACCUUUCAGCACAUAACAUUAUUGUACAAGAGGUCCUCCAGGCACCUUUUUAAGUUGAGCAUCACACAGAGUUCCUCUGGUCAGCAGAGGACAAAUAGCACAAGCUGUAGUCCAAGCUCCCUCGUUACUUGUUGUGGAAUCUGAAAAGCAUUAUUCCUAAGAUGGCCCCGACCUGCCUGCAGACCCUGCUGAGAUGCCGGUCCUUCGCCAUCCUCUUCCUCACGCCGCUGCUGCUUCUGCCGCUGCCGAUCGCUGUGCCGACGCGGGAGGCCAAAUGUGCGUAUAUGAUCAUCAUCAUGGCUGUGUACUGGUGCACUGAAGUGAUCCCACUGGCUGUUACCUCCCUCAUGCCUGUGGUAUUUUUCCCUCUGCUUGGAGUUCUGAGCUCUAAAUCAGUGUGCUUUCAGUACCUAAAUGACACAAGCAUGCUCUUCGUUGGAGGGCUGAUUGUUGCAAUUUCUGUUGAACAUUGGAAUCUUCACAAAAGGAUUGCGCUGAGGGUGCUGCUGAUUCUUGGGGCGAAACCUGCACUCCUCAUGCUGGGAUUUAUGGUUGUCACUGCUUUCCUGUCCAUGUGGAUAAGUAACACAGCGACCACUGCUAUGAUGGUUCCCAUUGUCCAGGCUGUCCUGGAUCAAAUGGACACCACAGAGUAUGAUAUGACCACAGUGGAACAAGCAACUGGGCAAACAAACAAAGUGAUCGAGCUGGAGGAAAAGAAUGCAUCAGAUCCCACUUCAGCACAUGCCACAGGCAGUGGACAAGACCCUGAUGAUGCCAGAUCUGAGGAAAAGAAGAAGAGGAAGCGGAUAUGUAAGGGAAUGACACUUUGCAUAUGCUAUGCUGCCAGCAUUGGGGGAACUGCAACACUCACUGGAACAGCACCAAACAUGGUGUUGAAAGGCCAGAUGAAUCAGUUAUACCCCAACAAUAACGAUAUUGUGAAUUUUGCUUCCUGGUUUGGGUUUUCAUUCCCAAACAUGAUUCUUAUGUUGGUACUAGCUUGGCUUUGGUUACAGUGCUCCUUCAUAGGACUCAACUUUAAGGAAAGCUGGGGCUGUGGAGCAGAGAAAAGUGAUAAAGAAAAAGCUGCGUACAAUGUGCUGAAGACAGAAAUGAAGAAGUUAGGCCCUAUCUCUUAUGCUGAAUUCAAUGUCCUCCUGAUGUUUAUUUCUCUGGUUCUCUUGUGGUUUUCCAGACACCCAGGCUUCGUAAAAGGCUGGGCUGCUGGGCUCUUCCCAGGAGGAGAAAAGUAUAUCACUGAUUCUGCUCCUGCUAUGUUUAUUGCCUUGCUACUCUUUAUCCUUCCUGCUAACAAACCCAAAUUCACAAGCUGGAAUGCAAGCACAUCUGACCCUGAAGAGACUAAAGAAGAUACAAAAAAGCCAUUUUUAACAGCCCCGCUGCUAGAGUGGAGUGUGGUUCAAAGGAAGAUGCCCUGGAGUGUUGUGCUGCUGCUGGGAGGAGGUUUUGCAUUGGCUGAUGCAAGUGCAAAAUCUGGGCUCUCAGUUUGGCUGGGUCGUCAAAUGACUCCAUUAGGAUACAUCCCACCAUGGGCCACUGCAACGGUACUUUCGCUUACAGUAGCUGUCUUCACAGAAUGCACCAGCAAUGUCGCCACAGCCACCCUCUUCCUACCUAUCUUUGCAUCCAUGGCUGCAUCUGUCAAAAUCAAUCCUUUGUAUCUUAUGCUGCCUGGUACUCUCAGUACUUCCCUUGCCUUCAUGCUACCUGUUGCAACACCACCAAAUGCAAUAGUGUUUUCCUAUGGCCACAUCCAUGUUUUGGAUAUGGUUAAAGCUGGAAUAGUGAUGAACAUUAUUGGAGUCUUCUGUGUCUCAGUGGCCAUCAACACAUGGGGAAGACCUAUGUUUGGGCUGGACACAUUCCCAGCAUGGGCAAACACCACAGCUAUCCCAUGAACAGUGAAGAAUUCAUGUGUUCAAGAAGGAAAGGACCCUUAAUACUCCUCUCUAUUGCCCAAAGGCCUAUACAGAGUCUCAUCACCACUUCAGAUCCAGUGUCAGGUGUUUGUUUCCUUCUGGGAGGCACACAUCAGUUCAGGAUGAACCAGCUGUUCUAUCAAAUGGUUUGAACUAUCCUAUCACCAGUAUGGACUUGUAAAUCAUUAGUGUUGACCACUGCACUCAAGCAGGUGCUGAAAAUUCAUUACCUGUUACUUGCAUCCGCAAGUCAGCAGCUAUACAAAGAUAUUCUUGUUUCUUGUCUAGUGAAAGAAGGGG
Molecule: messenger RNA, 2348 nt
Organism: Pezoporus flaviventris
Lineage: Eukaryota; Metazoa; Chordata; Aves; Psittaciformes; Psittacidae
Gene: SLC13A5
Product: solute carrier family 13 member 5
Exons: 14
Coding region: 267-2027 (586 amino acids)
Biological process (GO): monoatomic anion transmembrane transport; citrate transport
Cellular component (GO): membrane
Molecular function (GO): citrate transmembrane transporter activity; sodium:dicarboxylate symporter activity; succinate transmembrane transporter activity
Source: RefSeq, a predicted model, not a curated record